Molecule: messenger RNA, 1611 nt
Organism: Alternaria atra
Lineage: Eukaryota; Fungi; Ascomycota; Dothideomycetes; Pleosporales; Pleosporaceae
Exons: 1
Coding region: 1-1611 (536 amino acids)
Biological process (GO): amino acid transmembrane transport
Cellular component (GO): membrane
Molecular function (GO): amino acid transmembrane transporter activity
Source: RefSeq, a predicted model, not a curated record
AUGGCCAUCUUCGAUUCGAAAGCUCACGUCGAGCAACCGUCGCGCACAGCAAGUUAUAACGACGAUGAUUUCAACCGUAUCGAUCCUAGCGGAGUCAAGCGAGGUCUCAAAACUCGCCACCUAUCAAUGAUGGCGCUCGCUGGAAUCAUUGGACCCGGUAUACUUGUCGGUACUGGUGGAGCAUUGGCAGAAGGAGGCCCUGCGUCUCUGCUCAUAGCUUUCAGCGUCAUCGGAUUCAUCGCGUUCAGCAUCACGCAGUCCUUGGGAGAAAUGACAACCUUGUACCCAACCGGUGGUGCUUUUGUUACACUUUCCGAUCGAUUCGUUGACAAGGCCUUCGGAGUAGCAGUAGGGUGGCAGUACUGGCUGGUCUGGGCAUGUGUGCUAGCCAACGAGUACAAUGUCAUUUCCUCGAUUAUGGUCUUCUGGGGCCCGCAAGUACCUCUGUGGGGCUAUUUCCUGAUCUUCUGGUUCGCAUUCCUAGGCUUUCAGAUGUUGGGUGUGGAGUCUUUCGGUGAGGCAGAGUUCUGGCUUGCCCUCGUCAAGCUUGCGGGUCUCUGCGCCUAUUUCAUCUUUGCCAUCAUAUAUGCUUCAGGUGGUCUGAUUGGGCAGAACGAAGCACUCGGAUUCCGGUACUGGCACGACCCCGGCCCUUGGGUAAACGGCUUCCGUGGAGUAGCCACGGUGUUUGUGUUUGCUUCGACAUUUUACGCCGGUGUCGAAGCGGUCGCUGUGGCCGCUACAGAGACCAGAAACCCUUCGGUAGCUGUACCGCUAGCGAUCCGGCAAGUCAUUUGGCGAAUCCUCUUCGUAUAUAUUGGAGUCGCUUUCUUCUUUGGGCUCACCUGCCCAUCGAAUGCUGACGGACUAGCGAAUGGAGCCAGCCGUGCACUUAAGAGUCCUAUGACCAUAGCGCUUCAAAAUGCCGGAUGGCAAGGUGGUGUGCAUCUUAUCAACGCGUUCAUCUUUAUUACGGUUUUAAGCGCCGCAAACUCCUCAAUAUACAUCGGAUCUCGAACGAUACUGUUCAUGGCACAGGAGAAAAUGGCGCCUAGGUUCUUGGGGAAGACGAAUAGCCGUGGAGUACCGAUUUAUGCGAUUGUUUUCACAAACCUGUUCGGCGCGAUAUCCAUGAUGAACGUCAGCACCGGAGGGGGCCAAGCGUAUUCUUAUAUCGUCAAUCUGUCUGGUGUAUCCACCUUUCUUGUUUGGGGCUCCAUCUCCUUCACACACAUUCGCUUUCGGAAAGCUUGGAAAGCACAAGGUCGAACGCCCGACAUGUUGCCGUUCAAGUCGUUCGCUUAUCCAUGGAACGCCUACUUUGGAGUGAGCGCCAACGUUUUCCUCGCUCUUGUACAGGGCUGGACAACACUAAGCCCAUUCGACGCAGGGACAUUCGUCGACGCCUACAUCAUGUUACCAAUAUUCGGAAUCAUGUUUGUGGGAUACAAAGUUCUUUUCAAGACGAGGUUCAGGAGAAGUCAAGAGGUUGAUCUUGACACAGGCAUGCGGAAGGACUUAGAUGCGAAAGACGAAUACUUGAAUGGCGAUCCACAUACCGAGCCGCAGGGAAAGCAAGGCUUUGUACAGAAACUCUGGCGGAAUUUCUGA